Cryptotermes secundus is the source of this 7160-nucleotide messenger RNA. RefSeq names its product tyrosine-protein phosphatase Lar (gene Lar). The coding region runs from base 765 to 6956 and encodes 2063 amino acids. The transcript has 38 exons. Lineage: Eukaryota; Metazoa; Arthropoda; Insecta; Blattodea; Kalotermitidae. The record is from RefSeq and is a predicted model, not a curated record. Gene Ontology annotation, molecular function: protein tyrosine phosphatase activity; protein binding. Gene Ontology annotation, biological process: protein dephosphorylation.
GGAGGUUGCGCAGUGUUUCGAUCUGCCGUAGCGUUCUUCUUCAUCUUAACUUUGAAAACAACAAAGUUAUUAUAUACUCUCUACUUGUAAAUAAAUGUACGAGUUAGACGUUGUCAGUGAUGAUGUUAGCGUGUAUUUGAAUUCGAGUGACAUUAGUUUUAAAUAUAACAUUCCAAGUGUUACGUAAAUAAACUUAAUAACAAGUAGAAUUGAUAUUAAAUGUGGUAAUUAUUAUUGUUAGUUUAAAACAUUUAAUUUUCUGGUAAAGAAAAUAAUAUAAAUAUCAAAAAGGCAAUGACAUUUUUCAAAUAUAAAAAUUUAUUGUCAUUUGAAGAAAGUGGAAUAUUUUGACCAAGAGAACUUAGUAGUGACCUUUAAAUUCUGAAUGCUGUAUCAAUAAAAAGGGGUGGGAGAUAGGAAGAUACAGGAUAUUACAACAUUUUUAAGUUGAAUUAGAAUUGUUGGUUAUAGUAAAAUGUUGCGUGUUAGUGAUUUGUGUUAAGUGUCGUGUGUUUAAUUGGUGUCGUCAUUCAAUGCAGAACAGCUUCACAUUCACCGAAGGAAAACAGAUGAGCGCCCUCAGUUCGGCAGGCCGUCCUUGUUAAUGUAAUUCCGUGAGGAGCUGUUCCCUCCGCAAGACCAGCUGCAAAGUUGUGUUGAACUGUGGGGUGGGGCGGUUGCUGUGAACUGAACGGCCGUGUCAGUGGUGUGUCACUACGAUCUUCAGAUUGUUGGAGGUGGGGGCUAGUCGGAAGAGGGACGCCAUGCAUCUACCGCUGUACAGCCUUACCGUUAUCCUGGUCUUGUUCGUGUUAUGCUCUGAAAUCGCAGCCGAAGGGGCCAACUUCUCAGUCUUCCCUUACAUCCAAUACCUUACACAUCCUCCAGAGAUCAUCGUGCGACCUGUUGAUCAGCAAGUGAAGAAUGGAGGCAUUGCAGCGUUCUACUGUCAGGCGAGGGGAGAUCCUUCGCCCGUCCUUCAGUGGCGGAAGAAUGGGAAGAGAGUCUCUGGUACACAGUCUCGCUAUUUAGUUCAUGAAUACCCGAUGGGAGGCGCUCUACUUCGCAUAGAACCUGUGCGCGCGCAGCGUGAUGAGGCCCAAUACGAAUGCGUCGCAGAAAAUGGAGUGGGGGAUGCUGUCGCCGCUGAUGCCAUGCUGACAGUCUACGACACUGACAAACUACCUGCCGGGUUCCCGCAGAUCACGCAAGCACCGAGUACCAAGGUAGUAGAGAUCGGCCACAAUGCAGUUUUGCUCUGCUCCGCUGUGGGUACCCCUCCACCUCGCAUCUCAUGGGUUCGAGACAUGCUGCCAGUGGACCCCAGCAAAAAUUCACGAUACAGUAUACUAGACACAGGUACCGGCAUGCCAGGAGCCCUGCAGAUAUCGAGCAGUGAAGAAGAGGACCAAGGUAAAUACGAAUGCGUUGCUGAGAACGUUGUCGGAACAGAGUACUCACAAUCCACAAUGCUUUACGUCAAAGUGCGCCGUGUACCACCUCAGUUCUCCAUUCCCCCACCACCAGUCCAUGAAGUGAUGUUAGGUGCUGGCCUUAAUCUUACGUGUGUGGCCGUUGGUUCUCCAAUGCCAUAUGUGAAAUGGCGGAAGGGACUGGCUACAGAUAUUACACCAGAUGACAAGCUUCCAAUUGGUCGAAAUGUGCUAGAACUGACCAACAUCCAGGAGUCAGCCAACUACACCUGUGUAGCAGCUAGUGCCCUCGGAGUCAUCGAAUCUAUGACUCAGGUCAAAGUGCAAUCACUACCUGGCCCUCCAACGAAUGUGAGAGUGUCAGAGAUCACUGCAACAUCUGUUCGUCUAACCUGGUCAUAUACAGGGGCGGAGGAAUUGCAGUACUAUGUCAUACAGUACAAGCCAAAGUAUGCAAAUCAGGCAUAUAGUGAGAUAUCGGGAAUCAUCACCAUGUACUAUACAGUUCGUAACCUAAGUCCCUACACAGAGUACGAAUUAUUUGUCAUCGCUGUAAACAACAUUGGCAGAGGACCUCCCAGCACGCCUGCGAUAGUCACCACGGGUGAGACAGCUGACUCUUCUCUUGGAGGUGCAAAACCCGGCACAGCCCCCAGGAAUGUCCAGGUGCGGCCUCUCAGCUCUAGUACAAUGGUCAUUCAGUGGGAUGAACCAGAAACACCUAAUGGACAAGUUACGGGUUACAAAGUCUACUAUACUGUGAAUCCAACCCUGCAAAUGGCUUCCUGGGAGUCACAGAUGGUGGACAACAAUCAGCUGACAACCGUCAGUGAACUUAUACCUCAUACUAUAUAUACAGUCAGAGUUCAGGCCUUCACGAGUGUUGGACCAGGCCCUCUGUCUGCGCCUGUACUUGUAAAGACCCAGCAGGGAGUGCCAACACAACCAAGUAAUUUGCGAGCAAGUGAAGUGGGAGAGACAUCUGUCACACUUCAGUGGAGUCGGCCUGCUCAUGCAGGAGAGAACAUUGUUAGCUACGAACUCUACUGGAAUGACACAUAUGCCAAGGAAAAGCAUCACCGUCGUAUUUCAGUCGCAGAGAGUUACACACUGACAGGUCUAUACCCAAACACAUUAUAUUACGUGUGGCUGGCAGCGCGUUCGCAACGUGGGGAGGGAGCCACAACACCACCAAUACCUGUCCGAACCAAGCAGUACGUGCCCGGGGCACCCCCCCAGAACGUGACUGGGGAAGCAGUGGGUCCAACAUCGAUCCGUGUGUCAUGGGAUCCACCACCUGCAGAGCGCAGCAAUGGUCGCAUCGUGUACUACAAGCUGCAGGUCGUGGAGAAUGGGCGUUCGGACUCUGAGGCUGCUGUGAUCACCCUGAAUGCAACGUCAUUCGUGCUGGAUGAACUCAAGAGGUGGACAGAAUAUCGCAUCUGGGUGCUGGCAGGCACUAGCGUCGGUGAUGGGCCACCCAGUUUUCCCAUCACAGUGCGUACUCAUGAGGACGCCGGUCGCUCUACCGAUCGCACUACCAAACUCAUCCCAGGUGACCCCCAGGAUGUGCGAGCAACAUUCAUCAACUCAACUGCAAUCCGUGUUCAGUGGCGACCUCCUUUGGAAAAGGAUCGUAAUGGCAUCAUCCGUGGUUAUCACAUCCAUGUACAGGAAACAAAAGAGGAGGGACAAGGUCUUCUCAACGACCCAAUGAGGUUCGAUGUUCUUGACGGGAGUGCGCAGGAGCUCAAUGUAACUGGGUUGCAACCGGACACCAAGUAUUCAGUGCAGGUGGCAGCCCUCACCAGGAAGGGUGACGGUGACCGCAGUCCACCAGUCACUGUCAAAACACCAGGCGGUGUACCAAACAGACCAACCGUAAACCUGAAAGUGCUGGAACGUGAACCAACAGUUAGUAUAGAGCUGGAAUGGGGACGACCGACCCAGACGUAUGGAGAGCUUCUAGGGUACAGGCUUCGCUAUGGUGUUAAGGAUCAAGUGUUAAUAGAACAGAUGUUCAAAGGAACCAUGGUCCAUUCCCAUAAGAUCAAUGAUCUUGAGCGAGGGGUUGAGUAUGAAUUUCGAGUGGCAGGUCAGAAUCACAUUGGAUUUGGCCAGGAAACCAUCAAGUACCUGCUGACACCUGAAGGACCUCCAAGUGGGCCUCCUACUAACAUCACACAUCACUUCCAGACACCUGAUGUUGUGUCUGUCACGUGGGACGUUCCUCUCGUGGAGCAUCGAAAUGGUCAGAUUACACACUACGACAUUGAAUUCCACAAGAAGGUGGACCACACAACUGUCACAGACCGAAAUACCACCCAAAUGAAGGCUGUGUUCACAAAUCUGGAAGAAAACACAGACUAUGUGUUUCGUGUAAGAGCGCACACAAGUCAAGGUGCAGGCCCCUACAGUGAGAAGAUCACAGUGCACACAGAGAGGGACAUUGUGCGCGCACCUAUGAGCGUCCAGGCUGUUGCAACAUCUGAUCAGAGUGUUGAGGUGUGGUGGGAACCAGUACCCAGCAGAAGCAAAGUUGUUGGUUACAAGAUUUUCUACACUAUGACUGCAGUGGAAGAUCUUGAUGAAUGGCAGCAGAAGAUUGUGAGUGUUACUGAAUCAGCCGAUCUGGUCAACCUGGAGAAAUAUGCUCAAUAUGCUAUUGCAGUUGCUGCACGGACAAAAACAGGCCUUGGGCGUCUCUCUGAGAAAGUCACUGUUAAAGUGAAACCUGAGGAUGUGCCCCUGAAUCUUCGAGCCCAUGACGUAAACACUCACAGUAUGACUCUCUCAUGGUCCCCACCAAUUAGAUUGAAUCCCAUCAACUAUAAGAUUUCAUUUGAUGCACUGAAGGAAUUUGUGGACUCACAAGGCAUCACACAGAAGCAAAAUAUUCUCCGUCGCAUAAUAAUGCUGGAACCAACUGUUCUCAGCCACACGAUCAAUGAACUAUCCCCGUUCACAACGUAUAAUGUGAAUGUCAGCGCCAUCCCAUCAGACCACCAAUAUCGCCCCCCCACUAAGAUAACAGUAACUACACAGAUGGCAGCUCCUCAGCCUAUGGUAAAACCGGACUUUUAUGGAGUUGUAAAAAGUGCAGAAAUUCAAGUGAUAUUGCCCCAGGCAUCAGAGGAAUAUGGCCCCAUCAGUCACUAUUACCUUAUUGUGGUUCCAGAAGAUAAGCUGAAUGACCAGAAAAAUCCAGAUCAGUUUCUUACUGAAGAGCUGAUCGCAAACAAAGGGAACAAGCAAGAGAGAGAGAAUGCACCAUACAUUGCUGCCAAGUUUCCACAACGUAACAUCCCCUACACCUUCCAUAUUGGAAGUGGCGAAGUAAUUGAGGGUUUUACAAAUCGCAAACUGGAACGUGGCAAAAAGUAUCGUAUCUUUGUUCGGGCCGUCGUAGACACCCCACAGAAGCACCUGUACACAUCAAGUCCGUUCUCAGAACACCUGUCUCUGGACAUGCGUGAAGUUCCCCCAGGUGAUCCCCCAAAACGACCGAACCCUGAUGUACCUGUAGACCCAGAAGUCUCAGUAGACAAAAACAAAGAAGAGGCUACUAUGAUGUGGGUUAUUGGACCAAUCAUCGCUGCUCUCUUAGUAUCCAUGUGUUUGAUUAUACUCUUCAUUAUAAAGAAACGCAGACAGCCAUGCAAGGCACCUGAUCAGGCUGCCGUAACUCGCCCGCUAAUGGCUGCUGACAUUGGGACUAGCCAUGCACCAACCGAUCCAGUCGAGAUGCGGCGUCUCAACUUCCAAACUCCUGGCAUGAUCUCACAUCCGCCCAUCCCUAUUUCUGAAUUAUCCAAUCAUAUCGAGCGACUCAAGGCCAGCGAUAACCUCAAGUUCUCGCAGGAAUACGAGUCUAUUGAACCUGGCCAACAGUUUACAUGGGACCACUCCAACAUGGAGGUUAAUAAGCCGAAGAACCGUUAUGCCAAUGUUAUUGCUUAUGAUCAUUCAAGGGUUAUUCUACAGCCUGUGGAUGGUAUCCUUGGUUCAGACUACAUUAAUGCCAACUACUGCGAUGGUUACCGGAAACACAAUGCAUAUGUUGCUACCCAGGGUCCUCUUCAAGAUACAUUUGCUGACUUCUGGCGGAUGUGUUGGGAGCUGCGAUCGGCCACUAUAGUGAUGAUGACAAAACUUGAGGAAAGAACACGCAUAAAAUGUGACCAGUAUUGGCCCACAAGAGGAACUGACACUUAUGGAGCGAUGACUGUCACUAUUACUGAUGUCCAGGAGCUAGCAACGUACUGCAUACGAACCUUUCAGAUUCACAAGUUUGGCUAUUCAGAACGACGGGAGGUAAAACAGUUCCAGUUCACAGCUUGGCCUGACCAUGGUGUGCCCGAUCACCCUGCUCCGUUCCUGCAGUUCCUACGUCGUGUUCGCAACAUGAACCCCCCUGAUGCAGGCCCAAUGGUCGUUCAUUGCAGCGCUGGUGUUGGGCGGACAGGUUGUUUUAUUGUUAUUGACUCAAUGCUGGAGAGGAUGCGUCAUGAGAAGAUGAUUGACAUCUAUGGUCAUGUAACUUGCCUCAGAGCGCAACGUAACUACAUGGUUCAGACGGAGGACCAGUACAUAUUCAUCCAUGAUGCAUUGCUUGAAGCUGUGAUCUGUGGCAACACUGAGGUCGCUGCCCGCAAUUUGCACACCCACAUCCAAAAACUGAUGCACCCUGAGGUUGGAGAGAACAUCACUGGGAUGGAACUUGAGUUCAAGAAACUGUCUAACAUCAAAGCAGACUCCACCCGGUUCAUCAGCGCAAACUUGCCGUGCAACAAGCAUAAGAACAGACUGGUACACAUCUUGCCAUUUGAGUCAACACGGGUGUGUCUGACACCUGUACGUGCCAUUGAGGGCUCAGAUUACAUAAAUGCCAGUUUUAUAGACGGUUACCGGUACCGAGCCGCCUACAUCGCAACACAGGGCCCUCUGCUUGAUACCACCGAGGACUUCUGGCGGAUGCUAUGGGAACACAAUUCAACUAUUGUUGUUAUGCUUACGAAACUGAAGGAAAUGGGAAGGGAGAAGUGCCACCAGUACUGGCCCAGCGACCGCUCAGUGAGGUACCAGUGCUUCGUAGUGGAUCCGAUUGCUGAGUACAACAUGCCACAGUACAUCCUGCGCGAAUUCAAAGUGACAGAUGCACGAGAUGGCAGCUCACGCACCGUUCGUCAGUUCCAGUUUAUUGACUGGCCAGAACAGGGAGUGCCCAAAUCUGGUGAUGGAUUUAUAGACUUCAUCGGACAGGUUCACAAGACAAAGGAGCAGUUUGGUCAAGAUGGCCCUAUUACUGUCCAUUGCAGUGCUGGUGUGGGCCGCACAGGCGUGUUUAUCACGUUAAGCAUAGUAUUGGAGCGCAUGCAAUAUGAAGGAGUUGUGGAUGUGUUCCAGACUGUACGCAUCCUGCGCACACAGCGCCCAGCUAUGGUCCAGACAGAGGAUCAAUAUCAGUUUUGUUACCGAGCCGCCCUCGAGUACCUGGGCUCCUUCGAUCACUAUGCGAACUGACGCUAGUGCCCGUCCGGCCCCAGCCCACUGCCCGCCCACUGCCUGGAGGAGCGUUAUUGACUCGCGAGUGUGCAUGAGAGUGUGUUGUAGAGAAGUGGUUGUUUGUGUAAUUGUGUCGUACCAGAAAAUGUAGGCAACUCGAGAGUACAUUAGAAAAGGAACAAAAAAGAGGACAGUAUUUUAAAUGACAGUGAUGUGAACACA